AUGGACCUCGACGAGACCAUGACGACCUCAACCUCCUCCACCCCGUCAGCGCUUCAAGAUACCACCGAGAUCGACGAGUCCUUCGAAGACGACAGCCUGUUUCCUGAGCCCACCGACAACAACGGCGGCGGCGACGGCGGCACCGACCAUCCACGAACACCACCGGCAAGCGACCACCUCAGUGCCUCUGCACCAGGCGACCUAUCUCCACCACUGUCGCAGCCACAAUCUCAGAGCGACGAGGGAGCAGUGUCGACGACUCAAGCAAGAGGCGCAGGAACAGGAUCAUCCAUGCCGAAUGGCAGCCACGUGGGCGCAAACAUAGCUGCGACUAGAAGUGCGCCGAGAUCUACAGCACCAUCUGCGAUCGAUGCGGCCCAACGAGGGGAAGAGCCGACCGAAUCCCAGGCACCAAACAGCAACGAGCGAGAUGAGCGGCCAGGGUGGGGAUGGAAGAACAAGAAGGCCCAGGAAGAGCUGCAGCGUGCUUGGGACAGCAUCAUCGACCGGGAUUUCAAUCUUAAGGAAUACGGCGACGUGGUGAUGCUGGGCAAGGCACAGUUGGCGCAGCAAUGA
Messenger RNA from Capronia coronata CBS 617.96, 576 nucleotides. RefSeq lists its product as uncharacterized. The coding region runs from base 1 to 576 and encodes 191 amino acids. The transcript has a single exon. The record is from RefSeq and is a predicted model, not a curated record. NCBI's taxonomy places the organism in Eukaryota, Fungi, Ascomycota, Eurotiomycetes, Chaetothyriales, Herpotrichiellaceae.